UCUAUACCACUGGUUUAAAUGCUCAACAGCUCCCCAAGUCUAAUUAUCUUUUUUUUAUCAGUAAGAUCACUCUAUAUGGAUCCUGAGACUUAUGGGGCAGUAGUUAUGGGUAAGGUUCAAGACUUUGAAGAAAUUAUGCAGGAGAAUGAAAUUCCUGUUCUUGAUCAGGUCACGUUCCAGGGGAAUACGAUUCUGCACCUUGCUGCUAUUUAUGGUUAUGAACACUUAGUGCGGCGUAUCCUUGACCAUGAGCUACACGUUCUUAGGGGUUGGAACCCUAACUUAAAUGGCAACUUCGUCCCAGAUUUCUCUCAUUACCAGACUCUUCUGGUGAGACAAAACUACAAGGGAGACCUUGCUCUCCAUUUAGCAGCUGCUGCAGGACACGAGCUCAUAGUUGACCUUCUUGUUGAAUCCCUAAGGCGGCUUCCACAAGAUAGAGCUAUGGUGGUUGGAUCAGAGCAUAUGGUAAUUGGGAAUAUUUUCAGAGUUUCCAACAAUGAUGGGGAUACCGCAUUGCACCUCGCCUUGAAAGGAAACCAUGUAUCUGUUUCUUUGCAACUUGUUCGUGAAGAUCGAAGCACUUGCUUUCUUCUAGACAAGGAGGAUAUAUCUCCAUUGUAUAUGGCGGCUGAAGCUGGACAUGAUGCACUUGUGGAGCAUAUGUUACAGGGUUUGGAUGCAAGUUUUGUUGGGAAGUCAGUUUUGUGUGCUGCAGUAAAAGGCCAGAACCUUGAUAUAUUGACAGCUGUAUUGGAGAGUGACUCAGAUCUGAUAGACUCAAGGGAUGAAGAUGGAUUAACUCCACUUUCCUUUGCAGCAUCCAUUGGAUAUGACAUUGGAGUGCAGCAUAUGCUAACCAGAUUUGCAAGUUCUACACAGGUUGCUUACGUUAAGAAUGAAGAUGGUUCUUUCCCCAUUCACUCAGCCUGCAGUGCUAGUUCCACCUCAGCUCUCAAGGUGAUCUUGGAACACCACCCAGACACAAUAGAGAUGCUUAACUCACAGGGUCAAAACGUUCUUCAUGUCGCUGCUGAAAGUGGGAAUGCAGGAGCUGCUGGCUAUUUGUUCAGAAAAGUUGACAUCAAAAGGUUAAUCAAUGAACAAGACGUAGAAGGAAACACACCGUUACAUUUAGCCAGCAUAAAUUCUCAUCCCAAUAUUGUAAGUCUCUUCAUACAUGAUAGUAGAGUUGACUUGAAAAUAAUGAAUUACAAAGGGUUCACCGCUCUAGAUGCAGCUGAGGACCAUAUGGCGGCAAUUCCUUCACUCCAAGAGUGGUUGAUAUGGAUGGCAUUGGUGUCCGCUGGUACAACUAGAGCUCCACGAGUUCAUCACACUCCUAGUCUUACAACAGACGAGGACUUAAUCCUAAAACUUCACAAGGAUAGAGUAAACACUCUCCUUGUGGUGGCAACACUAGUAGCUACAAUGGCUUUUGCUGCAGGCUUGAGUGUGCCACUAGGUUACAACAGCACAGAGUUCAAGUCAAACGUCAAACAUUCUUACCAAGAAUCUGCAUUUCAUGCUUUUGUCAUCUGCAAUAGCGUUGCUGUCUAUAGUGCUGUCAUAUCAACAGUUUCUCUUAUAGGGACACAAUUGGCUGACCUAAAAUGCAUGCUGACCACCUUCAAGUUUAUUGUGCCACUUCUGGGGUUUUCCAUUAUCGCCAUGUCUUUGGCUUUUGUUGCAGGCUUAUACUUGGUCUUAGGACAGCAUUAUUGGCUUGCCAUAUUUAUCUUGGCCUCAGGCGGCUUCUAUCUCAUGGCUCUACUUCUGCUCAUCAUCCCUUACGCUUCGCCUUAUACCUUUAGUCCCCUACUUUUCCGCUACUUCUUGCGGUUUCCCUUUUCCAUGCUGGUUUUCUUUGCAUACUGGAGGGAUGGCACUGAUGGGGGAUGCUCGUCGCGAGUUUUCCGUUGGCCAUUUCUUGGUUAAAGAUCAAGACUUGAAAAUCCAUGAAUUCCCUUUGUCUCAUGAUGUUCUACCUUUGAGUUUGAACCAUACAGUGCUGGUCGCAUGUGAAUUGGUUCAGGAAGUUUUUCCUUACAAACACAUUGUAUCUUGUUUCCUAAAUUCCACAUGAGUACUUUCAACAUUUUUUUACAGUGCUGUUUAUUCUUUUA
This is a messenger RNA of Camelina sativa (false flax), 2126 nucleotides long. RefSeq names its product Ankyrin repeat family protein. The record is from RefSeq and is a predicted model, not a curated record. Gene Ontology annotation, cellular component: plasma membrane. Lineage: Eukaryota; Viridiplantae; Streptophyta; Magnoliopsida; Brassicales; Brassicaceae. Gene Ontology annotation, molecular function: protein binding.